Procambarus clarkii (red swamp crayfish) is the source of this 567-nucleotide messenger RNA. The record is from RefSeq and is a predicted model, not a curated record. NCBI's taxonomy places the organism in Eukaryota, Metazoa, Arthropoda, Malacostraca, Decapoda, Cambaridae.
GUACACAACACUGCACCAGUGGUACACAACACUCCACCAGUGGUACACAACACUCCACCAGUGGUACACAACACUCCACCAGUGGUACACAACACUUCACCAGUGGUACACAACACUCCGCCAAUGGUACACAACACUCCACCAGUGGUACACAACACUUCACCAGUGGUACACAACACUCCACCAGUGGUACACAACACUCCACCAGUGGUACACAACACUCCACCAGUGGUACACAACACUCCACCAGUGGUACACAACACUUCACCAGUGGUACACAACACUCCACCAGUGGUACACAACACUCCACCAGUGGUACACAACACUCCACCAAUGGUACGCAACACUUCACCAGUGGUACACAACACUUCACCAGUGGUACACAACACUGCACCAGUGGUACACAACACUCCACCAGUGGUACACAACACUUCACCAGUGGUACACAACACUCCACCAGUGGUACACAACACUCCACCAGUGGUACACAACACUUCACCAGUGGUACACAACACUCCGCCAAUGGUACACAACACUUCCCUGGCAGGGAGUCAUGAGAACGUUUAG